UCCACAUAAAGAACUUGGCCAGGCCUAGUUCUACACUGUAUGAAGACAACUCAGAUUGGUCUCUUUUGUGGGUAUAUAUAUACCAUGGAGGGUCCCAAGACCUCUACGACACAGGAAAGACCAGACAUAUCUGCACAGGCCUCCCUGCUCAGGACUCCUCCAGCAGCGGCAGCAGCAGCAAGAUGACGACGACUGGCCAAGAUGACAAGGAGGAGCCCCGGGUGGUGUUCUCAUGCGCCUCCUCGCCGCCCAUCUUCACCCCGAGCCACUCCACCCGGUGGCUGGGGCCCUACACGCGCAGGCUGUCCAGCUGGACCUCCUCUCCCCCGGCCCCGGCCUGCCAGGACCCCGCCUGCACCUGGAGCAGCCUGCUGUCUGGACUCCUGGCACUCAACAUCUUCCUGCUGGGCUGCGCCCUGGUCUGCGGCAGCGUCUUCAACAAGGUGAACAUCACCUCAGCCCACCUGCAGCUGUACCUAAUCACCCUGAUGCUGCUCAGCACCUGUUGGAUGCUGUAUUACACCGCCUACACCUCCCGCGAGGACCACGCCGUGCUCUACAAGGACGGACACGCAGGACCCAUAUGGCUCAGAGGGGGUCUUAUUCUCUUCGGGUUAUGCAGUAUGAUCAUGGAUAUUUUCAAACUUGCCUAUUUCGUGGGGUACAUGCACUGUGAUUCAGCUAUAAAGAUAGUCUUUCCCAUUGUUCAAGCUGUCUUCAUUUUGGUACAGACCUACUUCCUCUGGCUCCAUGCGAAAGACUGUGUUCAGCUGCAGAGAAACUUUACCAGAUGUGGCUUAAUGCUGACUCUAUCAACCAAUCUGAUGCUGUGGAUGACAGCUGUGACUGAGGAGUCGCUGCACCAGACAGUGAUCCCGUCAUCAAACAGCAGCAAGGCCGUCCGUGGAAUGGCAAUGAGAGUGGGCGCGAAUGAGAACUGUGUAUGCAGUCACUCCGCGUGCAGCAUCUUUGAGAUGGCCUCCAACUACCUGUACCCCUUCAACAUCGAGUACAGCCUCUUCGCCUCGGCCAUGACUUAUGUCAUGUGGAAGAACGUGGGUCGGCUCCUGGACGAGCACCACCACCCCCCACAUCAGAACUUCCACCCCAGAGACGUGCUGCUCGGCCCCGUCAACGGCUUCCUCGUCCUGCUAGCUGGACUCGUGACCUUCAUCAUGUACAAGGUCGAGGUGCAGGAACAGGAUGUCAAAAAGCGUGAGGCAGCAUUGCAGAUGCACUACAUCAUGGACCUGGUGACUUACAUUCUGAUGUCUGGCUACACACUGGCAGGCUGGGUGCUGUACGGACUGGACCAGCGCGAGCACGUCUCGGGCAAGAACCCGACGCGCAGCCUGGACGUGGGCCUGCUGCUGGGCGCCUCCAUGGGCCCGUUCUCCAUCUGCUACUUCACCAUGGUGGCGGUGGUGGCCACGGGCGCCCAGAGCCACCUGGACGGCCUGAACCUGUCCAACGCCCUGAUGGCCGUCGUCCAGCUGCUGCUGCAGAACGGCUUCAUCAUCGAGGGCCUGCACCGCCAGCCCUACUCCGCUCCCCAGAGCAACGUCUCCCUGCACAGCACGCAGGUGCUCACCAACAUGCACGCCAUGCGCUCGCACAGCGACAGCGAGCUGAUGGAGACCAUGACGGUGGUGACGCCCACGCCCAGUGCUAUUCACAGUACGCACCCACCACGCGCCCAGUACGCGCCGCCCACCUCGCCGAGUACUAUGUCUGCGCCGGUGCAGACGUACACAUCGGUACACCACCACCACCAUUCUGCCCAACCACUGAGCUGGAAGAGAAGGGCUCUGAAGGAGAUCUGCGCCUUCCUGAUCCUCUGCAACAUCACUCUGUGGAUCAAGCCAGCGUUUGGAGCCCGGCCUCAGUUUGAGAACCCACACGGCCACGAGUUCUACCAGGUGUACUUGUGGGUUGCCGUGGUGAACAUCGGCCUGCCCUUCAGCAUCUUCUACCGCAUGCACUCGGUGGCGGGCCUGUUUGAGCUCUACUUCAUCUCAUGACCUUCGUCUCCACACCCCCCAAGCAUCCCUUUGUUCUCCUCUCCACUGGGUACCCUGACACCCUGCUCUCCUUCGGGGUAACCAGGGUAACCGCCUCCAGCUGAUAUCCACAUCAGGACCAACAUGAGCAGUAUGGCCCUCUGUGGUACUGAGAAUUGGAGGAUGGGAAUGUCUUCUCUUCCAGAUUGAUUUUAAAAAGAAAAAGAAUGAUCUUAAAAAGAAUGAUUCCAGAGUGAUCGUGAAAAGAA
Messenger RNA from Engraulis encrasicolus (European anchovy), 2269 nucleotides. It is a transcript of the gene otop2, whose product is annotated as otopetrin 2. The record is from RefSeq and is a predicted model, not a curated record. The transcript is spliced from 12 exons. The coding region runs from base 183 to 2021 and encodes 612 amino acids. Gene Ontology annotation, cellular component: membrane. Gene Ontology annotation, molecular function: proton channel activity. NCBI's taxonomy places the organism in Eukaryota, Metazoa, Chordata, Actinopteri, Clupeiformes, Engraulidae. Gene Ontology annotation, biological process: proton transmembrane transport.